GAAGAAAGAGCAAGGUAAAAGGACCAUGAGCAAUAAUUACGACAUUACUACUCCAGAAGUCGCCAAUAGCGGAGGUAUCAAUUCCUCUGUGGUCAUUUUGAACGAGUUUAGAGAGAGAAGCAAAGACGGAGGAGAUGUGGCCAAUAUCUCGACAACAGCAGCGACUAAUGGAGCCGCGCAGAGAAGAAAGAUUUGUCUCAUUGCAAAGUUGCAGUGCCUGUUUUUUACCAUGAAAAUUUUCGGAUUGCUGUACGAAGAAUAUAACACUCAUCACCCAAGCAACAUUGUACGUGGUCGAUGGAUUUGUACUUUCACGAAACGUGUGUAUCAGUUUUUUGUGUUGUUGGUUCUCUGGUUUAACGUAGGAAGGGUGUUCGCUUCAUUUUGGCUUGAUGAGAAACUGCUCAGUACCGACUACAGUCAGGCAGCCGCUGUCUUGCUUUGGUCCCUGCAAACCGCCUUACAAGCGUCUAUCUGCGUCUACACUAUGCAAAUCACAUCCAAAAAGUCCCCUUUGAAAAGCUUGUUGUUAUAUUGGAAUUCGCAGCCCAACUUUGACGAGUUAGUGGUAGAGCCCUUCAUGGUACAAUGCGUCACGCGAACUCUGAUUAUAACAUAUCUCUUUAUGGCGAUAAAUGCUGUGUUUUAUGGCCUUGUUUUGUUUUAUCCUUCGGAAUCGAUGCUAUAUCUUGCUCGUGCAUUCCUGUCCCCAUUCCCGCUCGACAACAUGACUUUAAAGAUCCUCUUCUUUGUGAUAUCAGCUUAUUGCACGGCUGUUUGGGUGUUACCGUUUGCUAUCUUCACAGCCGUUUGCCUGACUUUAAUCCAUCAAUGCAGAAGUCUUAGAAAGACACUGCGCUUGACUGCUUCGGCUAGUGAAGUGAGAAGAGUCAAGACUUUAAGACAACAACAUUCGUCAUUAUGCGGCUCUGUGAGAAAAGUGGACGACUUAUUCAAAUUUGUAACUCUCGUGGUUUAUGUCACCAACAUACCACUAGUUUGUUUUCUUUUCUAUCGUUUGAUUUUCGUCAAGAAUAACGAUGCGACGACUUAUGUGAUCAUGAGUUUUUGGUCCCUUGUUGUGCUCUUUGCAAUGGUGAGUGUAUCGUUCCUUGGGGCCCAUUUGAACAGCAAGAUUCAUUCUUUCACGGAAGUUGUGCAGAAAGUUCAAAUAGCUAACGUGGACUUGGACACUCAUACAGAGUUGAUGCUGUUCGUGGCGAAGUUAAACGGGGACCCUGUAGCAAUUACUGCAGGAGGACUAGUACCCAUUACAAAACCGCUGAUUGUAACGGUAACUGGUGUGGUCAUUACUUAUUUUACUCUUUUAUAUCAAUUGGAGUGAGGCGAUAUAUUGAUCAAAUAUCGAUCGAUCUCUCCCUGAACAUUCUUUAAAUUCAGUUCAUGUGUAUGAACAAAUA
Molecule: messenger RNA, 1421 nt
Organism: Pocillopora verrucosa
Lineage: Eukaryota; Metazoa; Cnidaria; Anthozoa; Scleractinia; Pocilloporidae
Source: RefSeq, a predicted model, not a curated record